This is a messenger RNA of Portunus trituberculatus (swimming crab), 3092 nucleotides long. RefSeq lists its product as uncharacterized. Lineage: Eukaryota; Metazoa; Arthropoda; Malacostraca; Decapoda; Portunidae. Bases 273 to 2483 code for a protein of 736 amino acids. Gene Ontology annotation, molecular function: metal ion binding; mRNA binding. The transcript has 4 exons. The record is from RefSeq and is a predicted model, not a curated record.
UUGGUGCAGAGCUGGUGCAGGGGUGUCGAGAGGGCUGUUAUCCCUGUCUCGUUGUUUUCAGAGAGCGCGUGAAGUAAAUCAUGACUUCUAAUAAUUGUUGAGACAUGUGUUCAGUGUGAGAUGAGGAUGCGUAUAUCGGACAAAUAUGGAAUGUGUAAUUAAAAAGUCAGAGGGGGGGCGAUGAACAGCGGCAGCGCCUCAUACCGUCCACCGCCUCCACCUGCCGUACCUUCGCCACAGCCUGAGUGACCUGCGCCGCCAAGGCUCCUGACAUGUCACUGGCGGAGGCUGCAGCGGCCUUGGACAGACUCAUCGCGGGGCAAACUCGGGACACCACCUCCCACCAUUGGUCCACCGGUACCACCACUACCACUGGUCCUCGCUGGGGCAUUCCCGCGCUGCCCAACACCAAGACAGCCUUCCUCCAGCACACGCUGUCUUCAGAGGGACCUAUACCCGCGCAGAGUACUAAGGUCGCCCUCCACAGUAUCCACAAAAAUGACACCACCUGCCACGCCCCGCCCCGGCUUCCCCUCCUGAACGAGGCCUCAAACUCUGAACUGCUGCUCAGCCCUCCAUCACCCACACCCACACUGGUAUCCCCACCCACGCCUUCACCCGCGCCCACGACCGCCAGACCAGAUCAAGCAGACCAUCCUGCACCAAAUUCCCUCACUGCACUUCCUUCCUCCUCCGUCCCUAUCUCUACUUCCCCAUCCAUUCCUAUCCCCACCUCUCCCUCCCUCCCGGCCUCCCAUUCCCUCCCCGUCACCUCGCAUUCUUUCCCUACUUCACACCCGAUUCCUAUUCCAGCUUCCAGUUCCGUUCCUGCUGCCUCCUCGUCCCCUUCCUCCUCCCCUAUCUUCCUAUUUACCCUCCCCAACCCAUGCCAUGUAGAAGGACGCUCCGCAGAAGGAAAGGAGGCGGCGGGCGUGUCUGAGCUGUGGCCGUCGGGUGUGCGGAGUGAGCGGAGGGGGGGGCGGUCGUUGGCUUCCUUAUUUAGUCGACCAGAUCCCACCAAGUUCAAGACUGAGCUGUGUCGUUCCUACCAAGUGCAUGGGUUCUGUCGCUACGGUGUGAGGUGUAACUACGCCCACGGCCUGCACCAGCUGCGGGGAGCCAUUCACCACGGCAAGUACAAGACGCGCAACUGCAAAUCUUAUCACGAGAAGGGCUGCUGCCGCUACGGGGCCCGCUGCUCCUUCAUCCACGACCCGGAGGAGGGCGUGCUGAAGUGCUCCAUCGCUAACAAGGAGGUCCUGGAGGCGCUGCACUACUGUCCAGACAGCGAGGAGAGCUUCCGUACCGCCAAGAUCACCUGGAGGCUCCUUGACAGCUCCUCCAGCCCGACACCCGAGCUGCACUUCAUCUCUUCCAACACCCAGGACAAACGGGCCGCCCGCCGGGACGCCGCAGCGCUCACCUCGGGAACUGGGCUGGAGCAUGGCUUCAGGGAACGCCACAGAGGGCAGGAAUGUACACCUUUGCCCGUACCCUCGGCCGGCUACGCCUCAUCAGGAGUGUGUGGACAGCUGGAAGGCGCAUAUAAGCAUCAGAUCAUCCCGAUCUCAGCCUCGGGAGUGCGAGAAAACAAGAACGUCGCUUGCAGAGUGACUCCUCUGUCUUCCCGAACGUGGAGGAAAGUUUGUAGUGAGCAUGAGAUGUGCCACCCUGAGUGCCGCUCACAGGGGCAGGCCAGGGGGCGCCUCGCCAGGCUGCAGCAUCCCGCAUCAGCCUGUCGCGUCCCUUUCUUACCCCGCGGCAGAGGGGGCUGGUAUAAGGCCGAGGAGCUGAUGGACAUGGACGUGGUGCAAAGCAUCCUGCAGAAGGGGCCGCGCUACUCCGCCACGUGUUGGAGCGCCGCGGAGACAAACGCCACACGCGGCGCCAUGAGUCUCCCUAGCGGGUACGAGUUGUUGGACUCGAGUUUCAACCAAAUCAGAAACGUGAAAUUCGAAGCAAACUACGUCAGCAAGAGAGCAGCGCCCCGCGGCAGGGAGCACGCGUACCUGUGUGGCUCUGAGCAGGAGGGGGCGUGGGGCGAGGAGUGCGAGGCGCCGUUCCUGUGUAGCACCCUGCGGAGUGACUCCGACUCUGAGGACACCAACUUGGCGGCCAGCGAUGAGUCGCCGCCUCACGUCGGUGUGCACGCACGGGAUCUGGCCAGUGCAGUGCAGGGACAUCCCCUUGGACUGAAGGAGUGGACGGGGCUGGAAGCGGAAAGGCAGGUGUGGGCGUGCACCAGCCUGCCGGCACGGAGGCAUUGCUUUGACCUCACGAAGUACAAGACGGAGAUGUGUCGGUCGUUCCAGUACAACAGCCACUGUGGCUACGGCGAGGCCUGCCUGUACGCCCACGGCAUGCUGGACCUGCGGUCGUGCCCGCGCCACCCCAUGUACCGCACCAAGCAGUGCUUCAGCUUCCAUCACAAAGGUUACUGUCUGUACGGCGGCCGCUGCCAGUUUAUGCAUGACCUGGGCUAGUGCGCGGCGUGCUGCUGACGUUAUCAGGCUGCCCGCGGCCCGGCAAGCGAGGCGAGGGCGCAGCGCUCCCCUUCCCCUCCUGCAUCCCCCAGUGAUGGGGCGGGCGGGGCCUGCAGCCUGGGUGCUGAGUUCCUGUGAUUGGGUCACAAGUUUUAUUUCGGGUCAUAACUAAUGUUUUAUUAAACAGGAAGCGAAUUUCCUUUGUAACUAAAUUAAGCAUUCACUUAGUUCGUUGAUAUGCAGCCUUUGUAUUUUUUUUUUUUCCGCAUUAGCAUUGGUAAGUUUAGAUAUGUUGUUAUUUAUAUGAUAUUUUAUGGCAAGUCUUUAUGUAUUUAAUGGCGCCGCACGGCCCGGUGCUGCGGCCUGACUGGUUCAUAUCUGUGGAUUUGUUUUGAAGGUGUACAGGUGCGUUUAUUUGUGUUUAUUUAAUUAUCCUGUUGAGCAGGUGGCGGGUUGGUGUGAGCGCAGCGCUGGUGCAGCGGCGCCCGCCCGCACCGCCCUGAUGCCUCGGGGCAAUGGGUCUUGAAGCGUGUUUGUUUUGCAUAUAUUUAUAUGUUCCAAAAGAUGAGUUUAAUUUAUACUGCAUUAAUAAAAAGAAUAAAUGAAAAA